Messenger RNA from Rhagoletis zephyria (snowberry fruit fly), 1776 nucleotides. RefSeq names its product Transmembrane endosomal protein (gene Tmep). The record is from RefSeq and is a predicted model, not a curated record. NCBI's taxonomy places the organism in Eukaryota, Metazoa, Arthropoda, Insecta, Diptera, Tephritidae.
AUGAGCAGCGUUGUGAGUAGCACAGCGCCCAGUCCAGCCAGUUUCAUUGACCCGAAUGGCACAGCAGCAGCCGCAGCUGCAGCCGUCGCAUCGAUGAUGACCGAAUCGACAACCUUAAAACCGAAUUUUAUUGUACAAGCCAAACCAAUGUCGUCGCCCAUUGAUCCGCUCAGUCAUGUCGGUGAUGGUAUCUUCCUGCAAACAAAGACCGCUCAAGGACUUGCGACUGUAUUCGUGUGGGCGGCACUCUUUAUCACAUGCCAACAGAUUUAUCAACACCUGCGUUGGUAUACAAAUCCACAGGAGCAACGUUGGAUAGUACGUAUCCUAUUUAUUGUGCCCAUGUAUGCGACAUACUCGUGGAUCAGUUUAUUUUUCUUCAAUUCAGAUAAUGUGUACGUGUAUUUCUUUACCGUACGUGAUUGCUAUGAAGCUUUUGUCAUCUACAGUUUCCUGUCGCUAUGCUACGAGUACCUUGGUGGCGAGGGCAACAUUAUGUCCGAGAUACGUGGCAAACCCAUUAAAAGUUCGUGUCUUUAUGGCACUUGCUGCCUAAGAGGUAAAACAUAUACCAUCGGCUUCCUACGCUUCUGCAAGCAGGCUACAUUGCAAUUCUGCUUGGUGAAGCCGCUUGUGGCGUUUAUUAUUAUAUUCCUGCAAGCUUUUGGCCACUAUCAUGAUGGUGAUUGGAGCGCCAAUGGUGGUUAUAUUUACAUUACUGUCAUCUACAAUAUAUCCGUUACUCUUGCCCUCUACGGCUUGUACUUAUUCUAUUUUGCUACGCGUGAUUUGUUAACACCCUUUGAGCCUGUGCUGAAGUUCUGUACAAUCAAAUCGAUUAUCUUCUUAUCAUUUUGGCAAGGUGUGAUGUUGGCCAUUUUGGAGAAGGCCAAGGUCAUCUCGCCGAUCGUCGACAGUGCUGGCACUCACACCUCAGCUGGUACUGUCUCGGCGGGCUAUCAGAACUUUUUCAUUUGCAUUGAAAUGCUAUUUGCUGCGAUUGCGUUACGCUAUGCCUUCCCCUAUCAGGUAUAUGCGCGCAGCUGUAUUGCCGACGGUCAAGGUCGCUCUGUAACAAUGCAAUCGAUUUCAAGCAGUCUUAAAGAAACAAUGAAUCCCAAGGAUAUUAUGACAGAUGCUAUACACAAUUUUCAUCCACAAUACCAACAAUAUACGCAAUACAGUUCCGGUGGUAAAAAUUCACGUGGCAUACGUGUCUCCUCCUACGAUCCUGAUGAGCCCAGUGCAACACAUCAUGGCAACAAUCAAGGUAACAGCGGUACAAUGGGUAGCAUGGGCAAUGCCAGUACAGGUACACCUGGCGGUAGUGCGGCCAGUUGUAUUGCUUCGAAAACUUUGGGUAAUCAAAGGAAAUUUAUGCCAGGUGGUCAACGAGUAGCCACCAUCAGCCAGAACUACAAUGAGAAGACAAUGCUGCUGAGCAGCGAUGACGAGUAUCAGUAGAUAGCAGCAGAGGAAGAGACGCUGGAAGUGAGCAAGAGGAGAAGCAGCAGUGAGGCAGAGGAAGCGAGCCGCCCUAAAAGCACUUUUUAAUACUUAAAGAACAAAAACAAAAACUCACUCAUAUUACACUGAAACAAAAAUUGUUAAUUUUUUGGACGUACGGGUGUUGGUGAUUUUAAUUUGCUGUGUUUUGUUUUUGUUUAACAUCUGUAGCUAAUAGCCGCAUCGUCACGAAGGCGGUAGUUUAUUAAAAAAAAAAUGGCACAAGUGGUUUAUUAAAAAAAAAAAUGUGCAUAUACAUACAUAUAGUUU